UUCCGUGAGCGUAUAGUUUUUUUUGUUUUCUUUUAUUACGUCAUCUGUCAGAGACCUACUAGCGCGUCUAUACACCAUGCACGCCUACCAGUGUUUGUGCAAAGAGUUCCGGGUUCAUCUUUAGAGACGACGAUCACACAACAGGAUCUGCCAUGGAUGUUUGUUUAUUGUCAAGAAGCAAAAAACUAGUUCACUUGGAUUUAAAAGGCGCGCCUCCAAGAAUUAACUAUCUACAUGAGUUACUUCACCUUUUUGCUGAUCUUGGUGCAAAUGGCAUCCUUAUUGAAUAUGAGGAUAUGUUUCCCUAUGAAGGAGAGCUGAAGAUCCUUCAGUCCAAAUCUCACCCACCCUACAGCCGAGAAGAGAUUAUUGCCAUUCAGGAUGUUGCUUACUCCAGAGGGUUGGAGGUUAUUCCUCUAGUGCAGACAUUUGGACACCUUGAAUUUGUCUUAAAGCACAACACCUUCAGCAAAUUGCGAGAAUUAAGACACUGUCUGGGAACCCUGAACCCACAUUGCAAGCAAGGACUUACUCUUAUACUGGAAAUGCUGCAGCAAGUCAUGGGGCUUCACCCGAGGAGCACUUUUCUACACAUUGGGGCAGACGAGGUAUACAUGCUGGGACAAGGAGAGGAGUCGAAAGAGUGGUUAAGUGUUCCAGGUCACAAUGUUGAAAAGCUGUUCCUUGAUCAUGUCACUAAGGUGGCAAAAGGAAUUAAGGAGACUUACCCCAGCCUUAGUGUGAUAAUGUGGGACGACAUGCUGAGGCACAUGACCACUGACACCAUUAAAGAUAGUGGCCUAAUUGGACUUGUGCAGCCCAUGCUGUGGGACUACAGUCCUACAAUGGAUGUGGCCCACAAUAUUAUGCUAAUGGAGAAAUACAAAGAAGCAGGUUUAUCCCAGCAGUGGAUUGCGAGUUCUUUCAAAGGCUCCACCACUGUAUACACAUGUGUAACCAGCACACAAAGACAUGUGGACAAUCAUGUUCAAUGGUUAAAAGUGUUGUCUGGUCUUUCACCUGGUGUGGAUCUACAGGGCAUUGCACUCACUGGCUGGCAAAGAUAUGACCAUCUGUCUGUUCUAUGUGAACUGAUACCUCUUGGCUUGCACUCUCUUGCCUCAUGUCUGCAGACUCUACAGCAUGGAAGCUUUACUCAAGAAGCACAGCACAAGGUGAUGGAGGCACUUGGCACAGAGACAACUGAAGUUGGCGAUAUAGAGAGUUUGUCUCAAGGUUCCUCUCGCUCAUAUACUGGCAUGAGAUUUGCUGAACUCAUUGUACAGCUGACAGCCAUGCUGGAGUCUGAAGAUUUUAGACACUUUGAGAGCAAUAUGUAUGUGAGAGGCUGGUUCUCCCCUUAUCAGAGGCAGCAGAAGACCGUCAACCCACUUAUUGCACAUCAAAUUCAGAAUCAGGCACAAAUGUUCCUGGAAACUGUAGAGCUCAAGGUGCAGGAGGUGAGGCAGGAGAUGAAAGUGCUUUAUCCAGACACAACAGUGGAGGAAUGGGUUUCUCAGCAUAUCACUCCAGUACUAAAGCCCAUUCAAGUCUUACUGACUGAUCUCCAAACUGCCUUGGAUGAUAUGGGAAUUUCCAUCAGUGAAUCUCACAGUGAACAUUAAAUUUCAAUUAAUAAAACAUUUUUAUAAAUACAGAAACAUACAUCUUUUAUUGCAAGAAGAGUAUAGUUGUUUGCUAAUAUUUUAGGUGAUAUUGCUGGAUAUCGAAUAGAUAUGCUAAAUAUUUUUUACAUUCAUUAUAUAAAUGCCAAAUAUUAUUUGAGCUAUAUUUUGGCUCUCAUCUGGUUGCACUUUCUUCUCUGCUAUAAACGGUUAAUAUCUGAUUUAUUAUUAACCAAUUAAUGUGUACAAUUCAGCUGUGAAUUUAUUGUGUGAAUAUGUUUAAUUUUUAAUAUCAAUUAAUUAAACACAUUAUAAUUUU
Molecule: messenger RNA, 1944 nt
Organism: Silurus meridionalis
Lineage: Eukaryota; Metazoa; Chordata; Actinopteri; Siluriformes; Siluridae
Gene: hexd
Product: hexosaminidase (glycosyl hydrolase family 20, catalytic domain) containing
Exons: 13
Coding region: 153-1625 (490 amino acids)
Biological process (GO): carbohydrate metabolic process
Molecular function (GO): hexosaminidase activity
Source: RefSeq, a predicted model, not a curated record